Molecule: messenger RNA, 1353 nt
Organism: Rotaria sp. Silwood2
Lineage: Eukaryota; Metazoa; Rotifera; Eurotatoria; Philodinida; Philodinidae
Source: the annotation of a GenBank genome assembly
AUGAAAUUCGGUAAUGAAAUCAUCAGAUCACAUGAUGAACUUCUUGAUCAAAUAGAAAAAUUAGAACAAUCAAAUUAUUCAUCAUUGGAUCUUUUUGAUCAAAUUGAACAAUGGAAGAAAACAACAAUCAACAAAGUAGAAGAAGCAGCAGAAAAAGCUCGUCAUAAACUUAUUAAAUUAGUCGAACAACAAAGAGUAACAACAAAACAACAACUUGAACCAAUUACAAAAGAAAUUCGUUGUCGUCAAGAAGAAGAAAAUUUUCCUGAAAAUGACAUUGAUCAUCUUAAACAAAAGAUCAAUGAGGUAAAACAAAAAUUUGAAGAAUUUUUUCAAAAACAUAUAAAAGAAUCAAUCAUUAUUGAUAAUGAUAAUCAAAUUGAUUGGGAUCGAUUCAUCUAUAUCCAUGAAGAACAACAAAAGUUACCUUUACUGCGCAGUGCAAAUCUGAAUGCCAAUGCAAAAUGGAUACAUGAUGGUGUUACUGUAGCUGGGGGACAUGGAGAAGGUAGUGAAAUGAAUCAACUUCGUAACCCAUGGGAUUUGUAUGUUGAUGAUGAACAAACUAUCUAUAUUGCUGAGUUCAAAAAUCAUCGUAUUGUUGAAUGGAAAUGUGGUUCAACAACUGGUCAAAUUGUAGCUGGUGGAAAUGGCGAAGGAAACCAUUCUGAUCAGUUGUGCGGUCCGACGAGUGUGAUUGUCGAUAAACAAAGAGAUAGUCUCAUCAUUUCUGAUUAUCGUAACAAAAGGGUAGUUCGAUGGCCUCGUCAAAAUGGUACAAAUGGAGAAACAAUCAUCUCAAAUAUUGGAUGUUUGGGCUUGACUAUGGACGAUGAUGGCUUUCUCUAUAUUGCUGAUUACGAAAAAGGUGAAGUUAGACGAUAUCGAAUGGGAGAAAAUCAAGGAAUAAUUGUUGCAGGUGGACGUGGACAAGGGCAUGGCCUGAAUCAGUUGUCUAAUCCAAGAUACGUAGCCGUCGAUCGAGAUCAUUCAGUGUACGUAUCAGAUUAUCACAAUCAUCGCGUGAUGAAGUGGAUGAAAGGUGCGAACGAAGGCAUUGUUGUAGCUGGUGGUCACGGUGAAGGAAAUAGUCUUACACAAUUAUCGAAUCCCUGUGGAAUAGUCGUGGAUCAAUCAGGUACCGUCUAUGUGGCUGACUGCUCGAAUCAUCGAAUAAUGCGUUGGUCUCCAGGAGAUACACAAGGAAGUGUUUUCGUUGGUGGAAAUGAUCGAGGAAGUCAAUUGAAUCAACUGUCUAAUCCAAUUGGUUUGUCAUUUGAUCGAGAUGGUAAUCUCUACGUGAGUGAUCAACAAAAUCAUCGAGUACAAAAGUUCAACAUUGAUCGAAGUUGA